Messenger RNA from Darwinula stevensoni, 1299 nucleotides. The record is from the annotation of a GenBank genome assembly. NCBI's taxonomy places the organism in Eukaryota, Metazoa, Arthropoda, Ostracoda, Podocopida, Darwinulidae.
AUGACUGGAACCGGUAAAACAUCUGAAGAAGAAUUUUACAAGGUAUAUGGUCUGGAGGUUAUCCAGAUCCCAACUCACCGUGAUGUCGCGCGUAUUGAUCAGCAAGAUCUCAUCUACCAAACACGUGUUGGUAAAUACAAAGCCCUGGCAAAGCGUGUUCGCGCUCUGUAUGACAAGGGUCAGCCAGUGCUCAUCGGUACGGUAUCUAUCGAGGAUAACGAAGUUAUCUCAAGUUAUCUCAAAAACGAAGGCAUCCCACACGAAGUCCUCAACGCUAAAAACCAUGACCGUGAAGCAGAAAUCAUCGCCCAGGCAGGACGUGUUAAAUCAGUUGUGGUAGCGACGAACAUGGCAGGACGUGGAGUGGAUAUUAAACUUGGUGGGGUACCUUUUAAUCAGGAGUCUUAUGAACAUGUUAAAUCUCUCGGAGGAUUGUAUGUAAUCGGAACCGAGCGUCAUGAGGCACGCCGUAUUGACAAUCAGCUCCGCGGGCGUAGUGGACGACAAGGAGAUCCAGGAGAGACACAGUUUUAUGUAUCACUCGAGGACGAUCUCGUACGUGUAUUCGGAGGAGACAGGGUGGCAGGUAUGAUUGGUAAAAUGGGACUUCCAGAGGAUGAAGCCAUCCAGCACAGCUUUAUCAGUAAGCAACUCGAAGGAGCUCAAGCAAAAAUUGAAGGAUUCCAUUUCGAUGGACGUAAAAACACACUCUCAUACGAUGAUGUUCUCUCGACGCAGCGUAACUCAGUGUAUGAUCGUCGUCGUAAAAUUCUCUCUGGGGAUCAGGAAUAUAUUGCUUCAGUACAAAACAGUUUAGUAGAGCGUCUGCAUGAUGAUGAAAAAUCUUUAUUCCAAAGUAAACAAGAAAUUCUGGGAACAGAAAUGUGGAACAAUGUAUUUCUCCAGGUUAUCCUCUCGACACUUGACCGUCUGUGGAUGGAUCAUCUCGACGCCAUGGAACAUGCACGGUCGUCAGUAAACUUGCGUAGUUAUGCUCAGCGUGACCCGCUGGUAGAGUAUAAACGCGAAGGACUCCAGAUGUUCCGCACACUCGAGGAGAAUUUACUCAGUCAGGUAGCACACAUCAUGACUCACUUGGAUACUGAUGCGAUACUGGGUAAUACUCAAGUAGUAGCUGCAUCACCCAUGGAACAAGUAAUUGGAAAUAUUGGUCAAGCAAGUGGUAAAAAAUAUGGAGUCAAUGAGCGAGUGAUAAUUGUAAAGGGAAGUGAAGAAAUGGAGAUAAAGUAUAAAAAAGUUGACCAGUAUUUAGCUGAUGGGUGGACGAUAAAGGAAUAA